AGUUUGGCUCAAGUCUCGGUUCAAAGAGAGGUAUGGCAUUCCUGUGUUGCUACUGCCCAUGAGCAAGGAGAGCAAAUCCUUGCCACAAGCGGCCUGACACUUUCACGCCGCUGUUGUGCUAAGCCAGCAGCGCCAUGGACUUAUCAUUCUUAGAUGCCCUUGGAGUGAAUUCAGCAAAGGCCGACGAUGUUAUACGUAGAACCGUGGUUUCCUUGAGAGCUAGCGGCGACAACAAGGACAACUUCCAGCAAGAAAGCAUCCAACUCAUCCAGGAGCUGUGGGCAGCCGAAGCCAUGCAUCAUGGCAGCGUGAAUGAGACCGUACAGAUCAUCGAAUGCAUCGUAAAGGCCCUUUUUGGGAAUCAAGUGUUGCCAGCUGUUUCAUGGUCAAGCAUUGCACAGGAGGCUGAAAUGUCGUUUGCGAAAAAGGGGAACCGCCUAAAGCGUCGAGCCGAUCGUCGCAACAACGGGAAUACCCAGGAGCAGCAGAAAAAACGGAACACGCUCUCUGAUGCAGCCGUCGCUCACGAUAGCUGGAUUAACGCGUCGGCAACUCUUGAUCCGGACACUUCGCAGGUGCCGUGCGCUUGUGAUAAGAUGGCUGCGCUGCGCGUGCCGCAGGGAGAUGUAGAGAAGGCGUUGCAAGCACUGGGUAAGAUGAAGCCAUGUUGGAAAUCGCUGAUGCUUCGGAUGACAGGGGCCAUCCGGAUGCGGAAAGGAGUGCAUACACCUGAUGACGAUCCCGACGGGGUUUUCAGGCUCAUAGUAUUGCCGCCCCCAUUAGAUCAGCAAGUCGCCGCAGCAAUGCAUGCUUCUGCAGCAAUGAAGGUUCCUCGCGAAGCUGGUGAGAGUGAGGACAUGGCAGCGGAGAAAACGACUGGGAAGAGAAACGGCCAUGGAUUCAUUUCUGGCCCAGCCUCGUCAUCUUUGCCACCAGAACUGUUCGCCCUUCUGGAAAGAGGCGUUGCGGUUUUUGAGCCAUCCAUCGAGCUUCCAUCCUUUCACACGUGCCCCCCCGCAGACCCUAGGUUGGCAGAGCUUGGAGCCCUACCUUUGCCAGCACACGAGGACACCGCCCAGGAUUCAAGUAGAUUUGGAAAUCAUCAGGACGGGAUCCACUGCUGCGGCUCUCUGCGGCCAUUUCGCUUUAUAGAGCUUUUUUCUGGCAUUGGCGGUUUCCGGGUAGCACUGGACGCAUUGGGGGGACAAUGUGUGUUCGCCUCUGACGUGCAUCCAACCGCCAGGGCUGUCUAUCGGGAGAAUUGGCCAAGGAAGUUGGAUGGAGGCAAGAACGAUAUUCUUUCUGGUGACAUCAGGUUAGUGCCAGCAGAGGCAGUACCCGAACACGACAUUCUAACAGCUGGUUUCCCAUGCCAGCCAUUUACAGGACUUGGGAAGCAACGCGGUGUCAAUGAACCAAAAGGCCAGUUGUUUCUUCACAUCUGCAGGAUUCUGCGCACCCGCCGUCCUCCCCUUGCAUUGCUGGAAAAUGUGACCGGGCUAACGAACACAGAUGAUGGGUGUGCCAUGCAAGCGGUGCUGGACGAAAUUAGGUCUUCUGGCUAUCGCGUGGCGUACCGUGUAUACGAUAGCCGCUACUUGGUGCCGCAAAAGCGGAAGCGUGUGUACAUUGUGGCCAUCAGGGCUGACUUGGAGGACGUUUGCAAUAAGUUUCGGUUCCCUUGGGUGCCAGACUUGGGGCGCUCUCUGGGUGAGGCACUAGAAAGGCCACUGCCAAGUGGGGAAGCUGAGCGCUUGGUGCUCUCAGAAGACCAAUGGAGCAGAAUAGCAGCUUCACAGCCUUUCCGUGAUAAUCCAAACAAUAUCCUGGCGCGUCUGGAUCUGCCGGCAAAUACUUUGAUAUCGUCAUAUGGCGAAUGUAAGACCAGCUCAAGGUUUUGCAGGUUGUCGCAAUUAGUACACCGUUGCGAGUGUCACCAGGAUCGAUUUGCCGCGGCCGACUCUCCACCAAGAUAUUUCAGUUCCCGAGAAUGUGCCCGAAUUCAGGGCUUCCCAGAAACGUUCUUGUAUUCUGCCUGUGAUGGACCGUACUCCUGGUAUCGCCUGAUUGGGAACGCUGUUUCGCCGCCAAUAGUUUGCGCACUGGCUGGAGCUUUGCUGUGCGCUCUACGCCACCAGGGCCAGCAAUGCACAAUGCCAGGAACUGCAUGUGCAGUGCGACUAGCGCUGGGCUCUGGAACUGAAGAGGCGAGAUCGCGGUUGCUCGAACUGGAUGUCGAAGGGCCAGGAUCUCUAGGACAAAUCAAGCUUCGGACGUUGCUGGACUCCCUUGAAGGAUGACAUGUGGAGCAGACAUGUGCAGAUCAACCUCAUUCGUGAGUUUUGUUGUGACUACGGCGCCAGUGGGAAGCAUCCUUAGGGCGUGCAACGGUGUUUAGCUGGAGCCAUUCCCGAAUCCAGCAAAACAUGUAGUACAACGUGCUCCUUUGCGUGAUGUGCGUUCGCACAGGCUUCUCGAGUAGCUUGGAUAUGUCUGCAGACAGUUGAUGUGCUUGGAUGUUUUGCGAGUGUGGGCCAUACCGCAAGGGAUCCUGGCGCUUGCGUCUAGGAACGUGUGCAGAAGCAGUUGGAUCUAGCAGCUGUGGGCGCAGCCCUAGGAGGGGGGUCCUGCCUCCUAGACCACCCAUGGAUCAUUGCCAAACGAAGGUGCAAGUGUGGGUGU
Prorocentrum cordatum is the source of this 2682-nucleotide messenger RNA. Lineage: Eukaryota; Dinophyceae; Prorocentrales; Prorocentraceae. The record is from the annotation of a GenBank genome assembly.